CCCGGGCUCUCGUUCACUUCUUUGUUGAACGCGCCUUUUCUUUCCACCCGGCAUCUGGAAGAAAGAAGCAAAAAACGCAGCAGCCCAGACGAAACGAAAGCUUGUGCUUCGUGAAGCCGUAUUCCUUGUGGUUCCGAUUAAAGUGCGCUGUUCGUUACACAAUAUUCUAUUUUUCUGCCGUUGAAACGUUUUCCCACUAAAGCGCGCAAGUGUUAUUGGGAAAAUCGAAGUGAGCAAGCAUUAUUCGUGAAACAAUUUUGGCGUGUUCUGGAAAAAGGACCACUAGUUCAUAUCUUGAAAUGGAAGUCAAAUCAAAGCGGGGUCGUCCGGCUAAAAAAGAAAUCUCAGUAGAGGUAAACAACGUUGAGGCGGAAACAGUAAAAAAUGGUGGCGGUAAGAAAAAAGCAACACCCAAAGCUGUAAAAACAGCCAAAGAAACUUCCGUUCCAGAGCCAGCCGAUCCGAUCGAGGACAAGAAAAAACCAGGACGUAAAGGUAAAGCUGCUGCUCCUGUGGUGGCUGAUGCAGAUCCAUUAGACAACGUUACAGCUGCACCUGAAGAACCUAGUAAAGGCCGGAAGGGUCGCAAACCGGCUAGCGCCAAAGAAGAAGUUGUGGCUGAAGUGCCGGCAAAGAAAGGUCGCGGAAAAAAGGCUGUAGAGGAAGUAGUUGCUGCACCAGCGAAGAAAGGGAAAGCUGUUGAGAAUGGAACCUCUUCACCGGUCAAGGGCAAGGGUCGAGGUAAAGGAUCGUCUAAAGAUGUAGAGCCAGAAGCAGCACCGGAAGUUGUGGCGGCACCCGCAAAACGGGGACGGGGCAAAGCGAAGGCUGACACAACGGAACCAGAGGAAGAAAUAGCGCCAUCUCCAGUGAAAAAGUCCAAACAAUCUACCAAGGAACCCUCUCCGAAAAAGGCAAGCCCGAAAAAAGUAGAUUCUGAAGCGGUUAGCGAAGAACCAAAAGCGGCUGGCCGAGGGCGCAAGAAGGCAGUCGAUGAAAAACCUGCAUCACCCGCGAAAUCUCCGGCGGCGCCAGUCAAACGAGGACGCGGCAAAAAAGCAGCGACCGAACCUGAGGCCAACGAACAACAGUCCGUAUUGAAAGUAACGAAAAAGUCCACCAGAAAGCAAUCUACCGAAGAGAAGGAUGCUCUUGCACCACUGAAUGGAGUUACCCAACGUCGAAAGAAGAAAGCAGAGGAACCGCUCGAGCAGGAUGAAGAUGCAAAGCAAAGCACGAUCGAACCGAAAGCAAAGAAAUCGAAAUCCGAAAAGAAACCCGCGGCCCCAAAGAUGAACAAAUCGGCAACUGACUUCACCAAGAUAAACUUCGAUUUGCUUGGCAAGGAAUAUAACUAUAAAAUCGCCAGCUGGAAUGUGGCUGGUCUGCGGGGACUGGUCGAGAAAGGUGCGUGGGAGUACGUUGAGCACGAGAAACCGGAUAUCCUGUGCGUGCAGGAAACCAAGUGCACCGAAGAACAGCUACCGGAUGCGGCACGUCACAUCAAGGGUUAUCAUCCGUACUGGCUAUGCAAGCCUGGUGGUUACGCCGGAGUCGCUAUCUACUCUAAGAAAAUGCCCUUUAACGUAACCUACGGGUUGGGAGACGAGGAGCAGGAUGCCGACGGUCGUCUGCUGACGGCUGAGUACGAAAAAUUCUAUCUGGUAUGUGUGUAUGUCCCUAACGCGGGGCGAAAGCUGGUCACCUUGCCGAAGCGAUUGCGGUGGGACGAAAAGUUCCAUCAGUAUCUCAAAGAGUUGGACGCGAAAAAGCCGGUCAUUGUCUGUGGGGAUAUGAACGUUGCACACGAAGAGAUCGAUUUGACUAAUCCCAAGACCAACAAGAAGAAUGCGGGUUUCACCCAGGAAGAAAGAGACGGAAUGACUAAACUACUAUCUUUGGGCUUCGUCGACACGUUCCGGCAACUUUACCCGGAACAGAAAGGCGCCUACACUUUCUGGUCCUACAUGGGCAAUGCUCGAUCGAAAAAUGUUGGCUGGCGGCUCGACUAUUUCAUCACCUCGGAACGACUAGUUAGCAAAGUAGUAGAUAACGUAAUGCGUUCGGAGGUCUACGGCAGCGAUCACUGUCCGCUUACGUUAUUCCUGAAUAUCUAAUAUGAAAAUCGACCAUUCGGUGGUGUAAUUUGUAUUAUUAUUGAAUGUUUUAUUUUGUGUUUUUGACAUAUUACUCAGGCUCGAAAACGACCAAUGUAAGUUUUCUCAGAUCAUUCGUUUACCUUUGUUAUAAGUUGUAGUUUAGUUUGUUUUGGACUUAUGCUCAGUGAAACAGAUGAAAGGCAUUUAAACCCAAUAGUAACUAGAAUCAUGAUAAAUAUAAUGGUACCUAAUAA
Topomyia yanbarensis is the source of this 2353-nucleotide messenger RNA. RefSeq names its product DNA-(apurinic or apyrimidinic site) endonuclease (gene Rrp1). Lineage: Eukaryota; Metazoa; Arthropoda; Insecta; Diptera; Culicidae. The record is from RefSeq and is a predicted model, not a curated record. Gene Ontology annotation, cellular component: nucleus. The coding region runs from base 300 to 2117 and encodes 605 amino acids. Gene Ontology annotation, biological process: base-excision repair. Gene Ontology annotation, molecular function: double-stranded DNA 3'-5' DNA exonuclease activity; phosphoric diester hydrolase activity; DNA binding. The transcript has 6 exons.